Eupeodes corollae is the source of this 519-nucleotide messenger RNA. RefSeq names its product alanine and glycine-rich protein-like. The coding region runs from base 105 to 425 and encodes 106 amino acids. The transcript is spliced from 2 exons. Lineage: Eukaryota; Metazoa; Arthropoda; Insecta; Diptera; Syrphidae. The record is from RefSeq and is a predicted model, not a curated record.
UAUUUGAUGGAAUGUUUCAAAGUUUUUCAAGUAUUUAAGGGAUUACAUGAAAUGUUGAAGUCACAGUAGAAGUUGAAACACCAGCUUUUAUCAAUACGUGAAAAAUGAAAACUGCAAUUAAAUUCUUGAUCGUUCUUUUGAGCGCUUUCCUGCUUAUGGAUAUUGUUGCCUCGUAUAGUGGAAAUUUGCAUUCCAUUAAUAAGCGAAAUGCUCAAAUGCCUUCUCCUGAAGGAAUGGGUGAAGCAGCAAUGAAAGUUGCAGGAUCAAUGGGUGCAAAUAUGGGUGCUAGCGCAGGUGUAGGUGGUGGUGCAGGUGCUGGUGCAGAUGGCGGUGCUGGUGGUGGUGCAGGUGGCGGUGGCGGUGGCGGUGCAGGUGGUAAACCAGGUGGGGGCCCAAAAGGUGGCUCAAAACCAGCUGGAAAAUAACAAAAACACAACCAAAUGACUAUAAUUUAGGAUUUAUGAAUCAAGAUUUAAUGCACACAAAACUUGAACAAUAAAAAUUGUACAUAAUGCUUAA